AUGAACCUUCUAUAUUUAGCAAUUUUCUUAUUUAUUGGUAAAGCUACAAGCAAAGCUGAUUAUGAGAGCAAACAUGUAUUGGGAUCAUUGGUAUUUCUUAGUUGUGUUGAUGGACAAAAAACAAACAAAGAUGGAUCAUAUAUUGGUCAAGAAUUUUGGAGCUCGAUACUUAAGUACAAACCAGAUGCUUUAUUUUGGAUUGGAGACUCUAUUUACACAAAAUGCAGUCAUCCAGAGUGUAUAAAACGGGGUUACUCAAUACAGAAUAGCAACAAAGAAUAUCAAGUGAUCAAAAAAAGUGGUAUAUAUAUAGAUGGUACAUGGGAUGAUCAUGAUUAUGGUAUUAAUGAUGGAGACAAACAUUUUGAAUACAAAGAAACCAGUCAACAGCUAUUUUUAGAUUUUCUCUCAGUCCCUACAAAUUCACCCAGGAGAGAAAGGAGAGGUGUUUACUCUUCACAUGUGUUUGGAUCAAGUCCUCAAAAACAGGUCAGGAUCAUACUACUAGACACUAGGUACCAUAGAGAUAGCACUUUUCUAAAAUAUAGAUAUGGUAUAUCUUCAUAUUCUGAAUAUGAUUAUGCUAUAACAAGUAUGUUUGCAGCAUCCUUAAGAUUUUUUUGUUCAUAUUUAGGCUUAGGUAGUAGCUACGAGGGUGAUAUGCUAGGUUAUGAGCAGUGGAAAUGGCUUGAAGAAGAAUUAAGUAACUCUGAUUCCGCAAUAAAUAUCAUAGUAUCUUCAAUACAAGUCUCAAAUAGGUACCCUUUUGUAGAGUCUUGGGGACAUUAUCCAAAAAGUAGAGAAAGACUUUUCAAACUUCUUAAAAAAUCCAAGCCCAGGGGACUUCUAUUUUUAUCUGGAGAUGUUCACUGGGCAGAAAUAUUUGGUAUUAAAGAUAAAUAUGGUGGAGCUAUUGAAAUUACUUCAAGUGGUGUUACACAUAGUAUAAAAUCAGACAAUUUAAUUAAUCAUAUAUUUCUUUGGUUGACAAUGCCAUUUUACUCAAACUCAGUAGAUAAAUACAAAUCACGCUACACAAAUAAAAAUUUUGGGAAGUUAGAUUUCAACUUCACUUGUGAAAUAAUGGACAAUAAAGAAAUAUGUUCACAAGCAAUAAUUAAAAUAACAAUACAUGAUACCUUUGGGAAGCCGCAACUUGUAAAUGAAGUACAUGUAAAUUAUAACGAUACAUCAAGAUUACUACAUUUAAAUUCAAUACCAUCUAUUAUUUCUUCUAAGCCAACUAAGAUACUAGUAGCAAGACUAGUUAUCAUAUUAAUUUGCUUCUUAUUUUCAUUGCAAACAGCUACAUUAGCAUUUUCAAUUUUUCAUUUAUUGAUAAGAAGUUUCAUGAAACAAGUAUUUAGAAGUAAAGAAAGACUCAAGACCAACUAG
Messenger RNA from Cryptosporidium muris RN66, 1395 nucleotides. RefSeq lists its product as uncharacterized. The record is from RefSeq and is a predicted model, not a curated record. The transcript has a single exon. Lineage: Eukaryota; Apicomplexa; Conoidasida; Eucoccidiorida; Cryptosporidiidae. Bases 1 to 1395 code for a protein of 464 amino acids.